This is a messenger RNA of Cebus imitator (Panamanian white-faced capuchin), 5409 nucleotides long. It is a transcript of the gene NSD2, whose product is annotated as nuclear receptor binding SET domain protein 2. Bases 422 to 4531 code for a protein of 1369 amino acids. The transcript is spliced from 24 exons. Gene Ontology annotation, biological process: regulation of DNA-templated transcription. The record is from RefSeq and is a predicted model, not a curated record. NCBI's taxonomy places the organism in Eukaryota, Metazoa, Chordata, Mammalia, Primates, Cebidae. Gene Ontology annotation, molecular function: histone H3K36 methyltransferase activity. Gene Ontology annotation, cellular component: nucleus; chromatin.
CCUCCCCGCCCGGGCCCUCCCGCCGCACGGCCCUGGCCCCCUCCCAGCCCGCCGCUCCGGAGAGCCGCCCGCCGAGGAUGCGACGCACUGCAGCCACCCAGCAACCUUCAGUUUUGGGCUGAUGGUUGGUAGAGUGUGGACUUACUGCACAAUUUUGAGUUUAUGUAAGCUUUUGUGAAGAACUCUGAUCUCUUCAGUACAAAAAUCGUUCCCUCCUGACUGCAUUACUACCAAAGAUUCUGGCCUCUGAUUCCAACAGGAAACAUUUAAUUUUAAGAGUAUGAGGUGCAAACCUUUCCAUUGUCCCUGCUUUGGGUCCCUGAUUGGAUUGGACACCCCUGUCUCCUUGAAAUGUGGUGUGGCCUGUGAUUUGCUCCAGCCAAUGAACAGUGUGUUCUAAGAACGGAAGCAUCUGGGCUGGAUGGAAUUUAGCAUCAAGCAGAGUCCCCUUUCUGUUCAGAGUGUUGUAAAGUGCAUAAAGAUGAAGCAGACACCAGAAAUCCUCGGCAGUACCAACGGGAAGACUCCGAGCUGUGAGGUGAAUCGCGAGUGUUCUGUGUUCCUCAGCAAAGCCCAGCUCUCCAGCAGCCUGCAGGAGGGGGUCAUGCAGAAGUUUAACGGCCAUGACGCCCUGCCCUUUAUUCCAGCCGACAAGCUGAAAGAUCUUACUUCCCGGGUGUUUAAUGGAGAACCUGGUGCACAUGAUGCCAAAUUGCGUUUUGAGUCCCCGGAAAUGAAAGGGAUUGGGACACCACCUAACACUACCCCUAUCAAAAAUGGCUCUCCAGAGAUUAAGCUGAAAAUCACCAAAACAUACAUGAAUGGGAAGCCUCUCUUUGAAUCUUCCAUUUGUGGUGACAGUGCUGCUGAUGUAUCUCAGUCAGAAGAAAAUGGACAAAAACCAGAAAACAAGACGAGAAGGAACAGGAAGAGGAGCAUAAAAUAUGACUCCUUGCUGGAGCAGGGCCUUGUUGAAGCAGCUCUGGUGUCUAAGAUCUCAAGUCCUUCAGAUAAAAAGAUUCCAGCUAAGAAAGAGUCUUGUCCAAACACUGGCAGAGACAAAGACCACCUGUUGAAAUACAACGUCGGUGAUUUGGUGUGGUCCAAAGUGUCGGGUUAUCCUUGGUGGCCUUGCAUGGUUUCUGCAGAUCCACUCCUUCACAGCUAUACCAAACUUAAAGGUCAGAAAAAGAGUGCACGCCAGUAUCACGUACAGUUCUUUGGUGACGCCCCAGAAAGAGCUUGGAUAUUUGAGAAGAGCCUUGUAGCUUUUGAAGGAGAAGGACAGUUUGAAAAAUUAUGCCAGGAAAGUGCCAAGCAGGCACCCACGAAAGCUGAGAAAAUUAAGCUAUUGAAACCUAUUUCAGGGAAAUUGAGGGCCCAGUGGGAAAUGGGUAUUGUUCAGGCAGAAGAAGCUGCAAGCAUGUCAGUGGAGGAGCGGAAAGCCAAGUUCACCUUUCUAUAUGUGGGAGACCAGCUUCAUCUCAACCCUCAAGUAGCCAAGGAAGCUGGCAUUGCUGUGGAAUCUUCAGGAGAAAUGGCAGAAUCCUCAGGAGUUAGUGAAGAAGCUGCUGAAAACCCCAAGUCUUCAGCAAUGCCCAAGAGAGAAGAGGGCAUUCCCAUGAAGAGAAGGCGGAGGGCCAAACUGUGUAGCUCUGCGGAGACCCUGGAGAGUGAUCCCGACCUAGUGAAGAGUACUCCUCAAAAGACAGCAGAGGCUGACCCCAGAAGAGGUGUAGGGUCUCCUCCUGGGAGGAAGAAGGCCACAGUCUCCACACCACGAAGCAGGAAGGGAGAUGCAGCAUCCCAGUUUUUAGUCUUCUGUCAAAAACACAGGGAUGAGGUGGUGGCUGAGCACCCAGAUGCUUCAGGUGAGGAGAUUGAAGAGCUGCUCAGGUCACAGUGGAGUCUGCUGAGUGAGAAGCAGAGAGCACGCUACAACACCAAGUUUGCCCUGGUGGCCCCUGUCCAGGCUGAAGAAGACUCUGGUAACAUAAAUGGGAAAAAAAGAAACCACACAAAGAGGACACAGGACCCUACAGAAGAUCUUGAAGCUGAAGACACACCCAGGAAAAGACUCAGGACGGACAAGCACAGUCUUCGGAAGAGAGACACAAUCACUGACAAAACGGCCAGAACAAGCUCUUACAAGGCCAUGGAGGCAGCCUCCUCGCUCAAGAGCCAGGCAGCAACGAAAAAUCUGUCUGAUGCAUGCAAACCACUGAAGAAGCGAAAUCGGGCUUCCACGGCAGCAUCUUCAGCUCUUGGGUUUAGCAAAAGUUCAUCUCCUUCUGCAUCCUUAACUGAGAAUGAGGUCUCGGACAGCCCAGGAGACGAGCCCUCGGAGUCCCCAUACGAAAGUGCAGACGAAACACAAACUGAAGUGUCUGUCUCAUCCAAAAAGUCUGAGCGAGGAGUGACAGCCAAAAAGGAAUACGUGUGCCAGCUGUGUGAGAAGCCAGGCAGCCUCCUGCUGUGUGAAGGACCCUGCUGUGGAGCUUUCCACCUCACCUGUCUUGGGCUUUCCUGGAGGCCAGAAGGGAGGUUCACCUGCAGCGAGUGUGCCUCAGGGAUUCACUCAUGUUUCGUGUGUAAAGAGAACAAGACAGAUGUUAAACGCUGUGUGGUAACUCAGUGUGGAAAAUUUUAUCACGAGGCUUGUGUGAGAAAAUACCCUCUGACUGUAUUUGAGAGCCGAGGUUUCCGCUGCCCUCUCCACAGCUGUGUGAGCUGCCACGCUUCCAACCCUUCAAACCCAAGGCCGUCGAAAGGUAAAAUGAUGCGGUGUGUCCGCUGCCCUGUUGCCUAUCACAGCGGGGAUGCUUGUCUGGCGGCGGGGUGCUCAGUGAUCGCCUCCAACAGCAUCAUCUGCACGGCCCAUUUCACUGCUCGGAAGGGGAAGCGGCACCACGCCCACGUUAAUGUGAGCUGGUGCUUCGUGUGCUCCAAAGGGGGGAGCCUUCUGUGCUGUGAGUCCUGCCCAGCGGCCUUCCACCCUGACUGCCUGAACAUUGAGAUGCCUGACGGCAGCUGGUUCUGCAAUGACUGCAGGGCUGGGAAGAAGCUGCACUUCCAGGAUAUCAUUUGGGUGAAACUGGGGAACUACAGAUGGUGGCCGGCAGAAGUUUGCCAUCCCAAAAAUGUUCCCCCAAAUAUUCAGAAAAUGAAGCACGAGAUUGGAGAAUUCCCUGUGUUUUUCUUUGGGUCUAAAGAUUAUUACUGGACGCAUCAGGCGCGAGUGUUCCCGUACAUGGAAGGGGACCGGGGCAGCCGCUACCAAGGGGUCAGAGGGAUCGGAAGAGUCUUCAAAAACGCACUGCAAGAAGCUGAAGCUCGUUUUCGUGAAAUUAAGCUUCAGAGGGAAGCCCGAGAAACACAGGAGAGCGAGCGCAAGCCCCCACCAUACAAGCACAUCAAGGUGAAUAAGCCUUACGGGAAAGUCCAGAUCUACACAGCGGAUAUUUCUGAAAUCCCCAAGUGUAACUGCAAGCCCACAGAUGAGAAUCCCUGUGGCUUUGACUCGGAGUGUCUGAACAGGAUGCUCAUGUUUGAGUGCCACCCGCAGGUGUGUCCUGCAGGCGAGUUCUGUCAGAACCAGUGCUUCACCAAGCGCCAGUACCCAGAGACCAAGAUAAUCAAGACAGAUGGCAAAGGGUGGGGCCUGGUCGCCAAGAGGGACAUCAGAAAGGGAGAAUUUGUUAACGAGUACGUCGGGGAGGUGAUUGACGAGGAGGAGUGCAUGGCAAGAAUCAAGCAUGCGCACGAGAACGACAUCACCCACUUCUACAUGCUCACUAUAGACAAGGACCGUAUAAUUGACGCUGGCCCCAAAGGAAACUACUCUCGAUUUAUGAAUCACAGCUGCCAGCCCAACUGUGAGACCCUCAAGUGGACAGUGAACGGGGACACUCGUGUGGGCCUGUUUGCCGUCUGUGACAUUCCAGCAGGGACAGAGCUGACUUUUAACUACAACCUCGAUUGUUUGGGCAAUGAAAAAACAGUCUGCCGGUGUGGAGCCUCCAAUUGCAGUGGAUUCCUCGGGGACAGACCAAAGACCUCGACGACCCUUUCUUCAGAGGAAAAAGGCAAAAAGGCCAAGAAGAAAACCAGGCGGCGCCGAGCCAAAGGGGAAGGGAAGAGGCAGUCGGAGGAUGAGUGCUUCCGCUGUGGUGAUGGCGGGCAGCUGGUGCUGUGUGACCGCAAGUUCUGCACCAAGGCCUACCACCUGUCCUGCCUGGGCCUAGGCAAGCGGCCCUUCGGGAAGUGGGAAUGUCCUUGGCAUCAUUGUGACGUGUGUGGCAAACCUUCAACUUCAUUUUGCCACCUCUGCCCCAAUUCGUUCUGUAAGGAGCACCAGGAUGGGACAGCCUUCAGCUGCACCCCGGACGGGCGGUCCUACUGCUGUGAGCAUGACUUGGGGGCAGCAUCGGUCAGAAGCACUAAGACUGAGAAGCCCCCGCCAGAGCCAGGGAAGCCGAAGGGGAAGAGGCGGCGGCGGAGGGGCUGGCGGAGAGUCACAGAGGGCAAAUAGCGCCAGGCAGCAGCUUGGCCAGAUCCAGGGGCGGUGCAGGGCGGCCGGCCCUGCCUGCGGCAGAGGGCGAGCAUGAACUGGCCCAGAGGACCCAGCUCGAGCCUCCAGGACAGACGUACAGGCCUCCUCGGGAGGGAGCGCCUCCCCACCACUGAGCCAUCCUCGGCAGCAUCUGCUGCGUCUGCACUGAUGACCGUCUGAGCCCAGCUCAGCGUUCCUGGACAAACAGCCUCACUCCUCAGCGUUACCGCCACACUUGAAUUUCUCAGAAUGUCAAGGUUCCCUCCCGCUCUCUUUUUUUAGUUUGAAGUUAAUUGGCAUAUGAAAUGUUUUAAUCUCCUCUGAAAUGUGUAGCGUAGGCUUUUCCCGAGGGUCGCUAGGAGCUCGGCUUCGCGUUGCUCUGUGUCUGCUUUCAGCGCCGUUGCCACUCAGGAGAGGCCAGGUGAGGCCCGUGUGAGGACCGACCCUGGAUUCCUUGAAACCGCCAUUGUGACCGUUACUCUGCUCUUUGGAAAUGGCUGUAUCAUUUUUUUUGUACUAAUGUGAAUUAUUCCUCAGAAAUGCUUCUUUUCCAUCCUAGUGAGAAGCUGGCCCUGCAGGUGGUGGCAGCAAUGGUGUUGUCAAAUUUCCUCCCGUCUUCUCCUCACGGAUUUAAGCGAAAUGCCGAUAACACGUCCACUUUCACCGUGUGGUUCACGCGGAGCACUUUCGAGGGCUGGCCAGGCCGGGCCACUUUGCCCCUGGGCCUGUCUUCUGAACUCGCUAGGUUCUUAUCUACAUUUGGGGGAGAAGUUUGUAUAUUUUUUCAUUUGGCUUUUCUUUACCAGUUUCUGAUUUUUAUUCUCAAUAUAUUUUUGCUAAACCUAUUUCACAAAUCA